CUAGCUUGGGAAUUUCCCAGUUCGUGAUUCGAGCGAAUUAGGCCUGUGGCCGGGCGAUCCAGGCGCCGGCGCUCUGCUUCGCUCUCUCCCUUGCUUUGCCAUGUUCGCUCGGAAAGCAGCAGACAUCGACAUGGGCCUCGACAAGAGGCUACUACCAAGCAGGAGAUAGUUAGAGGUCAGAUUUCCAAUCUUCUGGUCUCAACUUAAGAGUCAGUGUGAUAUGGCAACAAAGAGGAGUUCUACUACCACUGGAGGUACAGAUGGAGAGCCAGCUAAGAAGAAAGGAUUUUGGGUGAUGGGAUUAUUGGACUCUAUGAAGGACCCUGCCCUGCAGCAUUUUACUGAUGACAAGGUGGUUGUUAUCAAGGAUAAAUAUCCCAAGGCAAGACACCAUUUCUUAGUUUGCCCAAGACUGAAGAUCAACAAUUUGAAGGCUCUUAAAGCUGAACAUCUUCCUCUUCUAAAUCACAUGCAUGAAAUAGGGAAGAAGAUCAUCAAGGAUUCUAUAGGUGAGGAAGGUCUAAAGUACCAGCUUGGAUAUCAUGCAAUACCAAGUAUGAGCCACCUUCAUUUACAUGCCAUCUCAAGGGAUUUUGAUUCACCCUGCCUCAAAACCAAGAAGCAUUGGAACUCAUUCACAACAGAUUACUUUGUAGACUCCAUGGAAUUGAUAGCCGAGCUGGAAGAAAAUGGUUGUGUUGAUACCUCUGGACGGAAGGGAGAUGAACUCUUAAAGCUACCUUUAAGAUGCCAUGUUUGCAAAUCAGAGUUCUCAAAUAUGCCAAAGCUGAAACAACACAUUGUAAAACAUAUUGAUAAAUGACCAAGCUUGAAGGCUAGGUCUGCAGAAGAGGACAACAAGAUCACCAGUCAGUGCUAUUGUAUGGAUUAGACAAUAAGUGAGAGAAUUGAACAGAAUUGAUACAGGGAGGGUUUGCAAUGUGUUCAGAUGAUAUAUGACUGCUGAUGUUUUUAUAUAGGAGUUCUCCACCAUGCCAAAACUUAAGCAGUACAUUGUGAAACACAUCAAGAAGUGACCAAGAUAAGAGAGGUCUGCAGAAGAACACAAGAUCAUCAGUCAGUGCUAUUCUAUGGAUCAAACAAUUGAAAGACUGUAGAAGCUUUUAAUGGAAAGACUUGCCAGAUGCUUUAUCCAACAAAGUUUGUUAACUCCAACAGAUAAUUUAAGAGCUGUGUGUUUCAGGGAAUCUCAGCCAAUCGGAAUCUAGGAAGCUGUCGGAUCGGACAGAUUGUGGGAUAAUAUUGUUGAUGAAACACUCCAUGAUGUCAUUGUAGAAUGUUGUGGCCCAGUGGAUUAGUCUUCGGACUUUGAAAUUGAGGCUUCAAUCCCAGCAUGGCGUAGUUUCCUUCAGCAAUAAAUUUAUCCACAUUUGCUGCACUCGACCCAGGUGAGGUAAAUGGGUAUAUGGUAGGGAUUGAUUCCUUGAAAUGCAUAUGCGGUGCACUAAAGUAUUAAUGGCUGCCAAGCUAAAGCUGGGAUAAUGAUAUAUCCAAGUCCUUUGAAAGCGCCUAUAACGUGAUAUGUAAUUGUCGUUAGACUCCAUUUGAUCAUUAAAGAUUGUUGAAAUGGUUCCAUUUGCUAAUGUGUGAUUGCACCAAUGGGAAAUUUGCUUGGUGCUGAAAUCAAUAU
Messenger RNA from Lytechinus variegatus (green sea urchin), 1651 nucleotides. It is a transcript of the gene aptx, whose product is annotated as aprataxin-like. The record is from RefSeq and is a predicted model, not a curated record. Lineage: Eukaryota; Metazoa; Echinodermata; Echinoidea; Temnopleuroida; Toxopneustidae. Gene Ontology annotation, biological process: double-strand break repair; single strand break repair. Gene Ontology annotation, cellular component: nucleus. Gene Ontology annotation, molecular function: double-stranded RNA binding; mismatched DNA binding; single-stranded DNA binding. The transcript has 7 exons. The coding region runs from base 221 to 823 and encodes 200 amino acids.